Molecule: messenger RNA, 756 nt
Organism: Myxocyprinus asiaticus (Chinese sucker)
Lineage: Eukaryota; Metazoa; Chordata; Actinopteri; Cypriniformes; Catostomidae
Gene: yrdc
Product: yrdC N(6)-threonylcarbamoyltransferase domain containing
Exons: 6
Coding region: 52-756 (234 amino acids)
Biological process (GO): regulation of translational fidelity
Cellular component (GO): cytoplasm
Molecular function (GO): nucleotidyltransferase activity; double-stranded RNA binding; tRNA binding
Source: RefSeq, a predicted model, not a curated record
CAGUUAAAUCCUCGCUCUUACAGGCUAAAGAGGUCGUUUAAGAGUGUCAGCAUGUGUCAAGAGCGGAAGACGAGCGUCCUGCGACUGCCCGCGCUGAACUCCGAUGAGCUGAUGUCCCAGCAGGUGUGGGCAGAUAUCCUGAACUCCACUGCACAGGCAUUGAAGGCUGGUCAGGUCGUGGCUGUGCCCACUGACACCGUCUACGGUCUCUCCUGUGUGGCUCAAAACUCCAACGCCAUCAGGAGAGUUUAUGAGAUCAAAGGCAGGAAUGGAGACAAACCUUUAGCCAUCUGUGUUGGAGAAAUACAGGACAUCUACAGGUUUUGUAAGGUGUCCGUGAAGGAGGAACUGCUACGAGAUCUUCUGCCUGGACCCAUCACACUGGUUCUGGAGAGAUCGGUCACACUCAACAGUGGUCUCAAUCCUUUUACUAAGCUCAUAGGGGUCCGUAUUCCAGACCACCCGUUCAUGCGUCACCUCUGUCAGAUGUGCGGCGAGCCGCUCGCUCUCACCAGUGCUAAUGUCAGCGCGCACACCAGUACAGUUGCUGUUCAUGAGUUUGAGGAUUUGUGGCCCAGUCUGUCUGUUGUGGUGGACGGUGGCUCGAUUGGAGACAAAAGUCGUCUGGGUUCUACAGUAGUAGAUCUGUCUGUGUGCGGCAGAUACCGAAUAAUCAGACCUGGAUGUGCCCUCUCAGUGACAGUUCAGAUACUGGAGGGCAAGUAUGGACUGCUGGAGAAUUCUGUCAAUCAAUGA